CUCGCUUCCCUCAGCCCAAGCACCGUUGGACACUAGAAAACACUGCGCAAUCGCGUGCAGCAGGAUCGGCGGAGGACUGGCUGCCGCGCGCUAUUCUUCAGGGACAUUUUUCGGAGUCUCGUCGUUCUUGUUGAUUUCCGCCGGCGGCGGCGAUCAUGGAGGCGGUGUCCGGCGCGGAAGCGCCCAGAGUGGUGGGCGCGAGCCGCGGCGUGGAGCGCGCGCUGGAAGAGGCGGCGGGCUCGGGCUCGCUCAACCUCAGCGCGAGGAAGCUGAAAGAAUUCCCGACAGCGGCCGCGCACUACGACCUCAGCGACACGGUGCACGCAGAUCUUUCAAAAAAUCGUUUGACGGAAGUUCCUCUUGAAGUCGCACGUCUUGUUUCAUUGGAAACGCUGAACCUUUAUCACAACUGUAUCAAAAGCAUUCCUGACACCAUCAUCAGCCUGCAGUCUCUCACAUCAUUAAAUAUCAGUCGCAACCAGCUGUCAGUGUUGCCGGUGUGUGUGUGUGGUCUUCCUCUGCGAGUCCUCAAUGCCAGCAACAACAAACUCAAUGCUCUGCCGGAAAGCAUUGGCCAGCUCACCAGCCUCAUGGAACUGGAUGUGAGCUGUAAUGAGGUUACGGCUCUCCCGCGCCAUAUCGGACGGCUCAAAGCUCUACGAGAGCUCAACGUGCGCCGGAACCUUCUGUGUGUCCUGCCUGAAGACUUGGCAGAUCUACCUCUGGUAAAGUUUGAUUUCUCCUGUAAUAAAGUUUCCACUAUUCCCAUCUGCUACCGCAAAAUGACUCAGCUACAAUCACUACAUCUAGAGAACAACCCACUACAGAGCCCCCCAGCACAGAUUUGUAUAAAGGGGAAGGUUCACAUCUUUAAGUACCUCACCAUGGAGUCGUGCCGCAGCGACAAGAUGGCCGACGCGCUCUACCUGCCUGUUAUGGACCACCUCAGCCUAUCACGUCCCACCACUGGCAGUACGGAGGACAUUGAUCAACAUAGGAAACAUGACAGUGACUCUGGGGUAGGCAGCGAUAAUGGGGACAAACGCCUUUCUGCCACAGAGCCAUCUGAUGAGGACAGUCUGAGUCUAAAUGUCCCCAUGUCCAACAUCACAGAAGAGGACGGAAUAUGUAAAGACGACUCCAUCGAGCAUAUCAGUUCACUGACAGCAGACCAAAGCCCCUCUGACUCAGGACAGUUUGGCUACAGAGAUUCUGCCUAUACUACACGAUUCCUCAACUACAUCAAGGGUCGAGGUGUUGACUUCGACGAGCCCCUCAGAAUUGAGGAAGACAGUAACUGGGCAGCUGAGCAAUCGUCAAAGGUUAACCUGAUCAGCCCACUGAAAGAGGCUGUGGAGCUGUUGCAGAAUCCUAACAGAAUGAACAUGAGCUCAGCUGAUUUGGCUGGAAUUAAACUCUACCCAGUGGAAAUGGUCACAGUGGACGAAUCUCUUACUGGUCAGGAGAGUGAAGACGGACAGACAACGCCUAAGGAUGGUCCGGAUGAAGGCUGGGAGUUCCAGAGGAAGAGGCAGUAUAUUCUCAAACGGGCUCGCCUGGAGGCCCAGCUUGCGUGCCAGCAGUACACCUUCUAUGUGGCUCAAAAGGGUGAGAUGAUUUGUCAGGCGAAGACAGAUGAUGGUCGAGCAGAGCAAGAGAAUAGUGAAGCCAAGAGCCCAGUGUUUUCACCACCAUUCGGCUUGAAGCCCCGAUCAGCUCCACCCUCUGUCCCUUGCGUGCCUUUGUCCAUCAGUAGAGACACGCCCAGUAGGCCACAUGAUGGAUGCAUUCUGCGCAGUGUUUUCCUGAGAACUCCUAAGAGUCUAGAAUCAGUGGAUCCUCAGUUCACCAUGAGGAGGAAGAUGGAACAACUCAGAGAGGAGCUGGAGCUCAUGGAGCAGCUACGAGAGAGCAUUGAGAGCAGACUGAAGGUUGUGCUUCCUGAAGAUCUCGGCUCCUCGCUCAUGGAUGGGGUGGUGCUCUGUCAUCUAGCCAAUCACGUUAGACCACGCUCGGUCGCUAGCAUCCACGUUCCUUCACCAGCAGUACCCAGGCUCAGUAUGGCUAAAUGCCGCCGGAAUGUUGAGAACUUCCUGGAUGCUUGCAGGAAGAUUGGUGUUCCUGAGGACAAAUUGUGUCUCCCUCAUCACAUUCUGGAGAAGGGACUAGUGAAAGUGGGUAUCACCGUUCAGGCACUGCUGGACGAGGCCUCGGUGAAACAGAACCUCUUCACAUGAACCCUGUUUUAGCUAUUGUUCAUAACCUUGAUGAACCUUAAUGAAACAUUUAUAAUUUUCUAUCCUGAUAUCUGACAUGCACGCAAAUUUUCCAGUCAACGUUUAUUAGCCUCAUAGUCCAGAGGUGAACACAUGGAUAAAACAUUCCUUAUUUAAUAUCUAUUUAUUAAGAAAGAGUAGGGUUUUUUUUUUUUUUAAAAAAAAAAAAGGUCUCGGUCCAUUACUACAGUUUACUCAGUUCAUCAUUUUAUUUUAUUCCACGCAUUAUUUACAAACUAACCCAAGUCAAUUCUGUUAAAUUGUUGUACUGUUAUGUAUAUGGAUCAAAUGGUGUGAAUUUAUGUUAAUAACACGCAGUUUUAAUUGUUCUUGUAAUGCUGAUAGUGACUCUAUUACUCUAUUAGUACACUCUUCUGUGUGUUAUGAGUCCUAACCAAUAUCAGUGAAUAAUGACAGACCUUUGUUUGAAAAAUGUACCUUAACCAAAUUUGAUCUAAAAAAGAAAAAAAAGAACUGCUUAGUAAUGAACUUAGACCUUUGGACUGUAUAUGUAUGUAUGUCUGUGCGCUCUCUCUCUCUCUCUCUCUCUCUCUCUCUCUCUCUCUAUAUAUAUAUAUAUAUAUAUAUAUAUAUAUAUAUAUAUAUAUAUUUAUACAUACAUAUAGAUAGAUAGAGCACAUACUGUAUAUAGAAGAGAUGUAAUUGAAUAUGAAUACAUUAUUUGGACUGAACAGAUAAUGGGAUCUAAACAGAUAUACAAAUAGGAACAAGAGGCACACUAUUGUUUUUUGUUUGUUUUUUAAAGAAAGUUUGACAGAAAGGUUAACACAGCAUCUGGUUGAGACUACAGAUGGGCUUUGGGAAUGGGAUCUCAUUGGACACAGGAAAAAAGUUGCGCGAGCAGACAGUUUUCACUUUCAUUCUCCCUCUAUCACACACACACACACAGAAAGAGAGAAAUUUGAGUUUUUUUUCCUGAGUAAUGUUCCAUUUUCAGUGAGAUUGUUUUAAAACCAUACAGAGUGAUAUUUGGAGAAUUAGAGAGGCAGUGCUGUGUGGAGUGGAAUGGCCUUCCUGGUCACCUAACCUUAUCCUGUCCAGGUGCUCUGCUGGAAUCAGAUCAAGGUGUGUGUGUGAGUGAGUGAGAGAGAGAGAUUUAAAAAAAAAAAUUUAACAAACAACCAGAAAAAAAAAGCUAGGUGUUCUUAAACUUUUGACAGGCAGUGUGUGUGUAUAUUAAUGAGCAGUGAGGACAUGAACGGCUCGUUAACAUUACACACCACACACCUUUUGGAUGUCUCAGGGGAGGUGUGACCUCAGUAGAUUAUAGAAUAUAAAACUAUUUCUGUCUUUUCUCUGCUUAAGUCCAUCAUAUGUACAGUGGGGCUUUAAAGUUUGUGAACCCUUUAGAACUGUCUAUAUAUCUGAAUAAAUGUGACCUAAAACAUUAUUAGAAUUUCACACAAGUGCUAAAAGUAGAUAAAGAGAACCUAAUUAAACAAAUGAGACAAAAAUAUUAUACUUGGUCAUUUAUUUAUUGAGGAAAAUGAUCCAAUAUUACAUAUCUGUGAGUGGCAAAAGUAUGUGAACCUUUGCUUUCAGUAUCUGUUGUGACCCCCUUAUGCAGCAAUAACUGUAACUAAACAUUUCCAGUAACUGUUGAUCAGUCCUGCACAUCGGCUUGGAGGAAUUUUAUCCCGUUCCUCAGUACAGAACAGCUUCAAGUCUGGGAUGUUGGUGUGUUUCCUCACAUGAACUGCUUGCUUCAGAUCUUUCCAAAACAUUUCUUUUGGAUUAAGGUCAGGACUUUGACUGGGCCAUUCCAAAACAUUAACUUCAUUCUUCUUUAACAAUUUUUUGAUAGAAUGACUUGUGUGCUUAGGGUCAUUGUCUUGCUGCAUGAUCCAUUUUCUCUUGAGAUUCAGUUCAUGGACAGAUGUCCUGACAUUUUCCUUUAGAAUUCGGUAAUAGGAUUCAGAAUUCAUUGUUCCAUCAGUGAUGGCAAGCCAUCCUAGCCCAACUGCAGCAAAACAGGCUGAAACCACGAUACUAACACCACUAUGUUUCAAAGGUGGGAUAAGGUUCUGAUGCUGGAAUGCAGUGUUUUCCUUUCUCCAAACAGAACACUUCUCAUUUAAACCAAAACUUCAUUUUGGUCUCAUCCAUCCAUAAAACAUUUUUUCAAUAGCCUUCUGGCUUGUAAACGUGAUCUUUAGCAAACUUUGAUGGGCAGCAGUGCUAUUUUUGGAGAGCAGUGGCUUUCUCCUUGCAACCCUGCCAUGUACACCAUUGCUGUUGUGUUCCCCUAAUGGUGGACGCAUGAACAUUAACGUUAGCCAAUGUGAGGGGGCCUUCAAUUGCUUAGAAGUUACCCUUGGUUCCUUUGUGACCUCACAGAAAAUUACACUUCUUGCUCUUGGAGUGAUUUUUGUUGGUCAAUCACUCCUGAGGAGGGUAAGAAUUGUCUUGAAUGUACUCCAAAAUCUUUAGAGAUGGUCUUGUAACCUUUUCCAGCCUGAUAAGCAUCAAUGUCUCUUUUUCUAAGGUCCUUGAUACACUUCCACAAUCAUGUGUUGUGAAGAUCAGACUUUGAUAGAUCCCUGUUCUUUAAAUAAAGCAGGGCGCUCACUCACACUUGAUUGUCCUCCCACUGAUUGAAAUCACCUGACUCUAAUUUAACCUUCAAAUUAACUGCUAAUCCUAGAGGGUCACAUACUUUUGCCACUCACAGAUAUGUAAUAUGGUAUCAUUUCCCUCAAUAAAUAAAUGACCAAGUAUACUGUUUUUGUCUCAUUUGUUUAAUUGGGCUCUCUUUGUUUACUUUUAGGACCUGUGUGAAAAUCUGAUGAUCUUUUAGGUCAUAUUUGUGCAGAUAUAUAGAAAAUUGUAAAGGGUUCACAAACUUUAAAGCUCCACUGUAUGUGUGCAAUGUGGUGGAAUAAGUGUAACAUGAUUAUUAACUGACAACUAAAUAAUGUACAUUUGAGGGGGACAGAGUAAUAUGUAUGGCUAUAAACUAUACUGAGUGUUUGGGAUUUUGUCUGCACCUAUGUUAUUAGAAGAGUGGGAGUAAUUAUAUGCAUUUUAGACUGUAUACAUAAUUUGGAAUCAUGCUUGAAUGGAUGUUUUUGUUCUUUUCUGAUUAACCCUCUUCACACUAGCAAGGACAAGUCAUUCCUGUUGCUUGUAGUUUGUUUGACUGUUGUUGUCAUUUGUGGGUGUGCACUGUCUUCAGCUGUUUGUUUUUUUAGUUCCUAUGAAAGAUUGAAAGAUGGUUGAUUAUUGAUUUUUUAUAUAUAUAUAUAUAUAUAUAUAUAUAUAUAUAUAUAUAUAUAUAUAUAUAUAUAUAUAUAUAUAUAUAUAAAAGCAAAGCAAGCUAACUGCACUAGCUGCAUACACUUACCUGCGGCACCAAUGAUUUAUGCUACAUCCUUUCAAGCUUAAUGUUUUCCCCAAUGUUCCUAUACACAUUUAAUGAGAGGUCUAAUAUGACAGGAUGAAACCACCAUUAUAAGUUGUUGUUUUUUUGUACAUCAAACAGUAAUUGGGAACCAAUUGCAGGUCGGAACUAAAGUCAUUAGUGGGGAACUGAAGUAAUCUCAGAGCACAUGCACCAUAGGAUUCGAGCCAGUCGUUUGUAUUUUUCGCUUUACGGCAUCAUACCUUAUUUGCAUUGAACUAAGGAAAAUCUCAAUAUGUAAACUCAAAUUUAUUAUAUAAAUCUAUAUCAUGUAUUUCCUUGUACCACAAAGAAUAAUUUUGAGUUUUCAUAAGCAAAUGAGUAAUAGAUUGUUAAGUAAGUAUAUUUUUUUAUUUGUUGUGAAUAAUGUUUGAAUCCUAUAUUUGCACAUGCAUAUCUAUUAAGUUAAAAGACUUUGAUCACAAACUCCUGCAUACAUGGCAACAUACCCUACGUACCUUACUAAACUAAACUAUAAUACCCAUUAUAUCUAACUACACUAACAACGUUUUGUGUUAAAAACAGAAUUUCCUCUAAUAAUCAGGACAGAUUAUACUUUAUGCAAGCAUUGCACUAAUAUUAUUAUUGGGUAUUGUACAAAUAAACUGGUCUUUCAUAUUUUUCCCUUUAGUAGUAGUAAAUUCAGAACUCUGUGAUGAAGAAAAUAUAGCUAACAAAGCCUCGCAAUCACUUUACUACUUAAUCCACUGAAAUUAGCUAUACCACUUCUACAGUUUGACAGGAUGUGGGCAGUAUUACACAAUAUUGAAAUGUUUACUAUAUAUAUGAAAUAGAAAAACAGGGACAUUAUUUUCCAAGUUUGAGCUAUAAUCACAUGGUCUCGAGAAUUUCUAUGGUCCAGUUCAUUGGUUACAUUUAGGAUGAACAUUCAUGACUUAAUAUAAAGCACAGUUUUUUCAGAGACACUAGACAGAUGGACAGGCAGACACAGUUCUCCUGUUUCUUCAGGACUUUUUUUUUCAAUAAAUGUUUGGAAUGUUAAGGGCAGUUAGAGGCUGUACAUUCAGUUAGAACUUAAUUUGCAUGAAAUUUCAGAAAAUCACUCACUCAUGAUUAAUCCUACAAAUGUAUUUGUACAAAUAUAUUUAUUGUGCAAAAACUUUGUGAAAAUUAAUUAUGCAUUUUCUAAGCAUUUUCUAAUUAUGGCUUCAAUUUGUAUAAAACUAUUAAAUCAGUGCAGAAACAAAUUGGGUAAACAGUUGGGGAAAACCUACAAAUUUUCAUGAGACCAGGUUGAGAAAGACGUGCUCUGUAUUGCAAAGCUAGCAAGUUUAUUUUGCAAAAGCAAGCAACAAUUGUGCAAUUUGUUUUUAUUUUUUCCCAACACAAGAUGAAUUAUAAGACUUUAAAUCUUAAAAAGGAUCACUAAUUUAACCAGUAGAGUUUAAAUUUAUUGACUGUGUCAUGUACAAAACAGAUUUUUAUAUUUUGGCUGAAAAAUAGCAAGAGUAGUGUGACGAGUAAGCAAAAUGGUAUUAAAAUCAAUACCAUCUAACACAGAUUUUUUUAUUUAUAAUUCUGAUACGAGUGGAUAUUUUUUUAAGAAUGGGAUAUUUUUGUUACCUGCUGAAUGAAAGUACCUAUAGUUUUAUACUUUUCUUCAAUACCUGUUUUAAUUGUAAAAAGCUUGUAUUAAAUAUGGUUGUACUUUUUUCUUCUUCUUCUA
Ictalurus punctatus (channel catfish) is the source of this 7384-nucleotide messenger RNA. RefSeq names its product leucine-rich repeats and calponin homology (CH) domain containing 1 (gene lrch1). Bases 156 to 2237 code for a protein of 693 amino acids. The record is from RefSeq and is a predicted model, not a curated record. The transcript is spliced from 21 exons. Lineage: Eukaryota; Metazoa; Chordata; Actinopteri; Siluriformes; Ictaluridae. Gene Ontology annotation, molecular function: protein binding.